AUGGAUUACUUCGAAACAUUUUCUCCAGUUGCAAGAAUUGACACCAUUAGAACAGUGCUAGCAUUAGCAGCUCAAAAGAGGUGGAAAGUUUAUCAAUUUGAUGUUAAAUCAGCUUUUCUUAAUGGAGAGCUAGAAGAAGAGGAAAAGAUGAUAUCAAAAUUUGAGAUGACAGAUUUGGGUAUUUUGCACUAUUUCUUGGUGAACACUCCUAUGAAUGCUAAUGAGAAGUUUCUACAAGAUGAUGGGGUUGUCAGAACAGAUCCAAAAGAAUUUCGAAGCUUGGUGGGAGGACUAAUUUAUAUCACCCACUCAAGGCCAGAUAUCAUGUUUCCAGUUAGUCUACUUUCAAGGUUCAUGCAAAAUCCAAGUAAGAACCAUUUUGGUGCCACAAAAAGGGUCAUAAGAUACAUCCAUGGCACUCUCAAAUUUGGAAUCAGAUACCAUCAUGUUAAUGAUUUCAAAUUGGUGUCUUAUACUGAUAGUGAUUGGGCUAGUUGUGUAGAUGAUCGUAAAAGUACUUCUGGUUUUGCUCUUACUCUUGGUUCCGGAAUGGGAACGUUUUGCAUGUACUCCCUGACCUCCUAA
Messenger RNA from Cornus florida, 585 nucleotides. RefSeq lists its product as uncharacterized. The record is from RefSeq and is a predicted model, not a curated record. The coding region runs from base 1 to 585 and encodes 194 amino acids. NCBI's taxonomy places the organism in Eukaryota, Viridiplantae, Streptophyta, Magnoliopsida, Cornales, Cornaceae. The transcript has 3 exons.